Protopolystoma xenopodis is the source of this 192-nucleotide messenger RNA. Lineage: Eukaryota; Metazoa; Platyhelminthes; Monogenea; Polystomatidea; Polystomatidae. The record is from the annotation of a GenBank genome assembly.
GAAGUUCAACAGACGUCCGACUGUCUGGUCGGAGUGAGAGGGGAACGUGAACAAUUAGAGGCCGAACUCUAUCUGACUCGACAAGCUAAUGCUCAGCUGGAGGCUCGACGCGAUAUGUUGGAGACUGAGAAUCAGGAGCUAGCAGAAAGGAAAGAGAUUCUUACGAGUAAGUCUACGAUGGAGGCUUUGUAA